AUGGCAAAUACUGAAGAAUUUGUGGUACGGAUACGUGGCCUACCUUGGUCAGCAACAGUUGAAGAUGUUCAAAAAUUUUUCACCGGUUGUCGCGUCAAAGAAGGAAGGCAAGGAAUUCAUUUCACUUACGCAAGUGACGGUAGAGCUAGUGGCGAGGCAUACAUUGAAUUUGGCUCAUUGGAGGAUUUCAAUAGGGCAUUGGAGCGUAACCGAUGUCAUAUGGGUAAACGGUAUGUCGAAGUAUUUAAAUCGAAGCGAAGUGAAAUGGAUUACGUCGUCAAACGAACCAAACAACGUUCAGGUAGAGAUUCUGAGAAUGUUGUCCGACUACGUGGUUUGCCUUACGAGUGCUCCAAGGAAGAAAUUGCUCAAUUUUUCACUGGUUACGAAAUUAUCCCCAAUGGUAUUACUUUUGGCGUUGAUAGAGAUGGGCGUAGUACUGGAGAAGCUUAUGUAGAAUUUGCCAAUACUGAUGUUUCUGAACGAGCAUUGUCUAAAGAUAAAGAAACAAUUGGCCAUAGAUAUAUUGAAAUUUUUCGAGCGAAAAAAUCAGACAUACAUAAUAUGAGUGCACCAAAGAUUAGACCUCUAAUCGGUAGUGCUGCUAGUUCACGCCCAAGGCCAUACGAUAGAAAACGUGGGGAUCGGUUUACUCGCGGCCAUCCUGAGGAUAGAUACAAUCAAGGACGUGGCUACAACAGAGGUUACCUUGAUAAUCGACCGAGCGAUCAUCCUGUUGAGCCAGAUAGACCUCCAGACUUUGAACCAAAUGUUCACUCAAUUCGAAUGAGAGGGCUACCCUUUAAGGUGACAGAAAACGAAAUUGUAGACUUUUUUGACCAAAUCCCUCUGCAAAAUAUUCAUAUCGAGUAUGGUGAUGGGGGUAAAGCAACGGGAGAGGCUGUUGUCGAAUUUUAUAAUUACGAAGAUGCUUUGGAAGCAAUGAAUAAAGAUCGACGCAGGAUUAAACAUCGAUACAUUGAAUUAUUUUUAAAUACAACUCCGGAAUCUGAAGGG
Trichoplax adhaerens is the source of this 1017-nucleotide messenger RNA. RefSeq lists its product as uncharacterized. The transcript has 6 exons. The record is from RefSeq and is a predicted model, not a curated record. NCBI's taxonomy places the organism in Eukaryota, Metazoa, Placozoa, Uniplacotomia, Trichoplacea, Trichoplacidae. The annotation marks the transcript as partial. Gene Ontology annotation, molecular function: RNA binding. Gene Ontology annotation, cellular component: ribonucleoprotein complex.